This is a messenger RNA of Osmia bicornis bicornis, 2255 nucleotides long. RefSeq lists its product as uncharacterized. The record is from RefSeq and is a predicted model, not a curated record. The coding region runs from base 969 to 2045 and encodes 358 amino acids. Lineage: Eukaryota; Metazoa; Arthropoda; Insecta; Hymenoptera; Megachilidae. Gene Ontology annotation, molecular function: ribonuclease P RNA binding; ribonuclease P activity. Gene Ontology annotation, cellular component: ribonuclease MRP complex; fibrillar center; nucleolar ribonuclease P complex. The transcript is spliced from 5 exons. Gene Ontology annotation, biological process: tRNA 5'-leader removal.
UAUCAAGCUAAGAGCUACGAUAAAAAGAUUUAUAUAUUUUUUAAUUGGGAAAUAAUAGUUUAAAUUCAGAAAAGUAUUUUCGGGAUUGCAAUAUUACCAUAUAGAACGUAUAACUAUAGUAAUUUUAUAGUUCCUGAAAAAGGAACUUGUAUGAUUUUUGACUAAUUACAAAUGACUAAUUACCUCCUUCUUUUCCAAGUCGGUUAAAAAUAAAAUAAAAAGAAAAUCACAAAAUAUGGAAUUUAGAAAGAACGAAGUUGUUUGAUACGCAAUGGUAGAAAGAAAUCAACCCUAGCGAAGAUAUUUCAAGCAGCGACGUUGUACAUUGGAAAGGCCAUGACUUUAUCCAUGACUCUGGUCAGGCGCCAGAUCUCGCCCUUGUCCACAGAACACAUAAUUUCUGCUUUUCAUUUGAUAGAAAUUCGCUACGUUGACUAACAAAUAUUUUUCUUCUAACAAUUUUCGAGAGGAAUUCAUUAUUGAAUGAAAGUAAAAAUUUGCAUAAAUGGUGGGUGGAUGGGAUGAGGUAGGGCGGGUCUCCAACCGCAGCAACUUGCUCGUGGUGAGACCUGGGUAAUCGUUAUUAUUUGAUGACUAAUUAACAACUGUAUCAUUAUUUCUAUGGUACAUUUAUUAAUUAUGCAGCAAAUAAUACGAGCGAAUUGGCUACGAAAUUUAUGCUUUUUCUUUUCUCUUUAAUCUCUGUUAUAUAUUUUUCAGGAACUAUGCCUUUCAGAUUCUGAAGUGUAUCACAUUGCAACUACAAUUUUACGGAAAGAAAAUUAAUAAUAAUGAAUGCAUGGUCAGUAUUGUUUAAUUAUGUACUUAUACAUAUAGCUAUCGUAACAUACACGUGUCAUUUAGGUAUAGCAUGCGAUAAUUGAGGCGUGUUCGGCCUGUUUUACCGACACGAAAUUCAAAGUUCGGCCAUUCAUCUGUCUCAUGGAAAACGUAACCUCUACUAACGAAUGAAGUAUAAUUUAAUCAUGAGUACGCCGGUAUUGACAAAACAGCAGCAAAAACAUUCUCUGUCAGCGAAAAAAGCGCCAAAUAAAGGACUGCGAAAUGUCUUAGCUCAACCACAGGAUAGUUACUGGCCGAUCGUAAGUGCAGAUAAAUGUAAAGUCUUGGAAGACCUUCUAAAGAAAUUAAUGCCGGUAAUUAAACGCCCUUCUCAUUCAAUCCCAUGGUCACAACUAAGGCACAUGAAAAAAGAAGAACGUGCACAAGCAAAAAAGGAGGCAAUUUCAAAAGUGGAAAAUGUCCCAGACCCAAAGAUAGGAAAUUCUGUUGUUUUGGGUAUUAAUGCAAUUACAAGGGCUUUAGAGAAAAAUGAUAUUUGUUGUGUCCUAAUGGAUGCAAGUAUAGAACCACCACUUUUAAUAAGGCAUAUUAUUCAGAUGGCACAAAAUAAUAAAAUACCACUCUUGCUAUUACCUGAGUUGAAAACUAUUACAUUGAAUACCAUAGGAUUUGCAUCUGCUGCAUGUGCACCAAAGAAUAUUGUGAAGGAAUCACAAGAUCAUUAUUUUUAUCCAUUGCAUCAGAUGAUACAUGAUAUUUUUAAGGAUGUAUCUUUACCAAAAAAGACAUUUAAAUUAUUUGAACAACUAAGCUGUUCUGAAGAAUCAGAGUCGUAUGAAACAGACGACAUGAGUACCGAACCUGAGUCACAGCUUGAACCGUCAGAAUCAAAUAAAUUUACAUUAUCUACCGAUGUAUAUAUGUAUAGAUCUUCGCGUAAUGAAAGAGCGUUUGUUCCACCUACUGCAAUAGAAACUCCUACAAGUGAAUCUGUUACAAAAGCAAUAGAUUCAAAUGAUUUCAUUGCAGUGAGUGGUAAUGAUGAUGAGUAUACACAUGUUAAGAAACAUUCAAGAUAUAUAAAUAUCCGCAAAGACAAAAAUUGGAAACAACGAAAACAGCAGACGAAAGUUAAUGACGGCGAAAAUGUUACCUAUUUUCCAUUGAAAGUGAAACGGAUACAAGGUAAUCCCAAUCGUGUAAAAGCUACGAAAGUAUCGAAACAAAAGAAAAAAAGUUAGCGAUUAUCGAUAGGUACGGUUUCGAUCUGUUAUAAUAUUGUAAUUAUUGUUAAAGUUAUGUAUUAUAAUAUUUAAUUAAUGAUAAAACGAAAUCUACUCGACACAUCGAUACUCGAGUCUGAUAUUCUUUUUUAAAAAUAGUUGAGAUGCUGAUAAUUAUUGGCUUAUUUCGUAUAGUUAAUAAAUAUGAGGAAAACUUUUUAUUAUACA